AUGCUCACCGAACAACAAUUUCGCGAAGAAAUAAAGGUUUUCGUGGAAAAAAUGAGGGAAAAUAAGUUGAAUUGGCAAUUGAAAGAGAAUGGAAAAUACGCUCGUGAAAGUCAUCUGGAGACGUUGUCGGAUGGAAGAAACGUUUCGGCAGAUGUACAUAUUCUAUACAAUUCCACGUAUCAAGUGCCGACGUUGUGGUUCAAUUAUUUCGAGAACAACGGAACACCGAUUCCAUUCGACACCGUCGUCCGUGAUAUUCUGAAAAUCUCAGAAUCGGAAGAAUCGGAUUCGUCGAUCCGACAGAGAAUCUCUCAUUAUGAACACCCGAUUCUAGGUGUUCUCUAUUAUAAUAUUCAUCCGUGCAACACUUCGAAUGUGAUGAAAGAAUUGAAAACUGAAAAGGGUUAUUUGAUCUCAUGGCUCAGCAUCUACGGACAACAAAUCAAUCUCAAGAUGCCGGAUUUUUCGAAAUUGCAAUAA
This is a messenger RNA of Caenorhabditis remanei, 480 nucleotides long. RefSeq lists its product as uncharacterized. The coding region runs from base 1 to 480 and encodes 159 amino acids. The record is from RefSeq and is a predicted model, not a curated record. Gene Ontology annotation, molecular function: Atg12 transferase activity. NCBI's taxonomy places the organism in Eukaryota, Metazoa, Nematoda, Chromadorea, Rhabditida, Rhabditidae. Gene Ontology annotation, biological process: macroautophagy; protein modification by small protein conjugation; protein lipidation. The transcript has 4 exons. Gene Ontology annotation, cellular component: intracellular anatomical structure.